This is a messenger RNA of Oncorhynchus nerka (sockeye salmon), 1569 nucleotides long. RefSeq names its product protein tyrosine phosphatase non-receptor type 2b (gene ptpn2b). The transcript has 10 exons. Bases 155 to 1357 code for a protein of 400 amino acids. Gene Ontology annotation, biological process: negative regulation of receptor signaling pathway via JAK-STAT; peptidyl-tyrosine dephosphorylation; negative regulation of ERK1 and ERK2 cascade. Gene Ontology annotation, cellular component: cytoplasm; nucleus. Gene Ontology annotation, molecular function: non-membrane spanning protein tyrosine phosphatase activity; protein kinase binding. Lineage: Eukaryota; Metazoa; Chordata; Actinopteri; Salmoniformes; Salmonidae. The record is from RefSeq and is a predicted model, not a curated record.
ACAUUACGCCCGUAUAAAACGUCAACUCCACUGACAAAGUCUGUAAUCGUUUUUUUUUUGUUUUUUUGGGGGGGCGAAUGGCUUUGUUUUAAAACAAGUAAUGACUUAAAUAAUUUAUAGUUAUCAUCCAUAUUGAUAAAAGAAAAUUUAAAAAAUGGACCAGGACUUUAAGGACAUGGAUUCAGAGGGCCGGUGGCAGAACUUAUACAUAGAAAUACGGAAUCAGUCCCAUGAAUGUCCUUUAAAAGUUGCUAAAUAUCCAGAAAAUCGCAACCGGAACCGAUACAGAGAUGUCAGUCCAUUUGAUCACAGCAGAGUUAAACUGGAGAACACAGAGAACGACUACAUCAACGCCAGCCUGGUGGUCAUGGAGGAGGCCCAGAGGAGCUACAUUUUAACUCAGGGUCCUCUGAGGAACACCUGUGGUCACUUCUGGUUGAUGAUCUGGGAACAGAAUACCAAGGCUGUCAUCAUGCUGAACAGAGUCAUAGAGAAGGGAUCAGAAAAGUGUGCUCAGUAUUGGCCAACGCAGGAUGAGCAUGAGAUGUCUUUCAGAGAUACACAUUUCCUGAUAACGCUGGUUUCAGAAGACGUCAAGUCCUACUACACAACCAGAGUGCUGGAGCUGCAAAAUGAUAAGACAGGGGAGAAGAGAGAGAUAUAUCACUUUCAUUACACCACCUGGCCUGACUUUGGUGUCCCAGAAUCGCCGGCGUCCUUCCUCAACUUCCUGUUCAAGGUGCGGGAGUCUGGCUCGUUAGGGGCGGACCACGGACCGGCGGUAGUGCACUGCAGCGCUGGAAUUGGCCGCUCAGGGACCCUCUCAUUGGUUGACACCUGUCUGGUCCUGAUGGACAAGAGGAAAGACCCAUCGUCUGUGGACAUCAAAGCUGUGCUGCUGGACAUGAGGAAGUACCGUAUGGGUCUGAUCCAGACUCCUGACCAGCUACGCUUCUCCUACAGGGCCGUCCUGGAGGGGGCCAAGUACAUCAUGGGGGACUGCUCUGUACAGAAAAUGUGGCGUGAGCUAUCUAAAGAGGACCAGGACCCAGUGUCUGAUUCUGAAUCCCUUCUUCCUACCCAGCCACCCUCCAAGUGUCCCCUGGAGAAAUACAAUGGCAGCCGGGUGUCCCUGGGGAAAGAGGGAGGGGACGCGGAGCUGGGGGAGAGAACGACGGGGACGGAGUCACCAUAUAAGGAACAGGAUGUGGACGAGAGUACAGCUAAUGCUCGCAAGAGACCGCGCGAUGAGAGGGUGUCUAACUGGACCCCCAAGAUCACAGACCCCAAGCAGACGAAGCCCAGCAUAACAGACUCUGAAAAAAAGAGAAAAAGGCCGAGAACCAGUGACCGCUAACUGACUCCACCGUGGCUCAGCCUCCUCCUGAUCUGGCUGCUGAGAUGACGUUGACAGGAAUCUCCCCCCACCCACCCACUAUAGCUCCCCCUCCCUCUCUCUCUAUAUCUCCCUCCUUCUAUAUCCCCACAUCCCCCUUCUCUCUCUCUCCCUCCCUCCCUCUAUAUAUCCCCCUCUCUCCCUCCCUCUCUAUACCCCCCUCUCCCUCUAUA